UUGAGAUGGUUCUCGUUUGCAACUUGUUUUUUAUCAUUUUCAGUAUACUCGGUUCCGUUUUUUGCAGUUUUUCAUGCAACGAUAGAGGAGGCUGUGCUCUGCUACCCCCGACCGGCCGGUGUGGUAAGGUGCGACCAGCUCCCAGAGUGACCGGAGGCCACGACGCCAAGUUAGGACAAUUUCCCUGGGCAGCGCUCAUAUACGCUUCCAAUGGCAACCUCCCGAAAACCUUUGCUGCCCGACUCAUUUCUGGAUUUAAUUUUCGAAGAAAAAGAAAAAAUGUAUUUUUGAAGCUCGUGGAUAGACGGAACAAGUUCCCAAUAUGCGGAGGGUCUAUUGUCAGUGACAGAUUCGUAGUCACUGCAGCUCACUGCUGUAAGCAGGGUCCAGAGAUGAGGAUUGUGUCAGUGAGAGUAGGAGAGCAUAAUCUAGACUCUAAGGAGGACUGUCAAGCUGGGGCAUGCUCUCCACCUCCUCAAGAUAUAGAAGUGGAGAGAUACGUCAUCCACGAGGAAUUUAACGCGGACCUCCUCAAACAUGACAUAUGUCUCAUCAGACUUCGGAAACCAAUAUCUUACAAUGAUUUUGUUGUUCCGAUCUGCUUGCCUAUAACGGAAGAUCUCCAGAGUAAAAACUUCACCGGUACAUACCUUGAAGUUGCUGGAUGGGGCAUCAUGGAGUUCGACCUGUGGACGGGUAUUCGCGCCACCGUGUUGCAGACGACAUCUCUCCCUGUGGUCAGUCUAGACGAGUGCCAGCGAGUGAUGGGAUCCCAAGUGACGGCAUCACCCAACAUCUGCGCUGGAGGAGAGGGCAAUAAAGACUCUUGCAGCGGAGACUCCGGUGGUCCUCUCAUGGGGAGGUUCUUUGACGUCACUGGCUCGGCCCAGUCGUACUACCUCAUAGGAGUGGUGUCACAUGGGGACACUUACUGUUCUGGUGAUAUGCCUGGGGUGUACGUCCAUGUGCCUGCAUAUCUUGAAUGGAUCGUCAACAAAAUGGAUCUGUUGUCCAAGGGACGAUAGGAAAUUGUGUAUCCUCGUGUCACACUACUGGUUUAUCUUGUUAGCAAUAACUGUUGUUAUAAAGUUAAAGUUUGAUUCCAAAAUUCAUAAAAUUAUAUAGAAUUUUAGCCUUCUGAUAGCAUUUAAAUGCUAUAAAAUGGUGUAAACUAGCUGCAUUUAUGCGAUCUGGUGUGUUGCAGUAUGGCAACCAGAUUCAACUCAUAUUGGAGCCCAGGCCGGUUAAGAUGUCUUCUCGCUUCACAUGACUAUUAUGUGAGUUGAAUCUGGUUGCCAAACUUCAACUUACCAUAUCGCAUAAAUAGAGGUAUUUUACGCUUAUUCAUAUAAUUACAAAGUACCUAGGACCAAGCCGUGGCUCGGUAUGUUUAUUUCGAUUAUAAAAUCAAUAAAAGAAACUCGCGUUUUCUUUAUAACUAAUUUCGGCUUUUAUUGUUUCAGUACUGCAUAACAAUAAAAGUAGUACAUAAGUUUCAGUAGAAUUUUAAUUCUCUAUGAUAAAAAUGCGAACUUGGCAAUCCAACACAUUAAUUUAUUUUAAUAUUUCACAUUUCUUAGUUGUAAAUAAAUAAA
Molecule: messenger RNA, 1595 nt
Organism: Macrosteles quadrilineatus (aster leafhopper)
Lineage: Eukaryota; Metazoa; Arthropoda; Insecta; Hemiptera; Cicadellidae
Product: CLIP domain-containing serine protease HP8-like
Exons: 6
Coding region: 6-1025 (339 amino acids)
Biological process (GO): proteolysis
Molecular function (GO): serine-type endopeptidase activity
Source: RefSeq, a predicted model, not a curated record